Merops nubicus (carmine bee-eater) is the source of this 1102-nucleotide messenger RNA. It is a transcript of the gene MATK, whose product is annotated as megakaryocyte-associated tyrosine kinase. The annotation marks the transcript as partial. NCBI's taxonomy places the organism in Eukaryota, Metazoa, Chordata, Aves, Coraciiformes, Meropidae. The record is from RefSeq and is a predicted model, not a curated record. The transcript is spliced from 9 exons. Gene Ontology annotation, biological process: protein phosphorylation. Gene Ontology annotation, molecular function: ATP binding; protein tyrosine kinase activity.
CUGCAGCCCCCCGAGGACGGGAUGUUCCUGGUGCGCGAGUCCGGCCGGCACCCCGGGGACUACGUGCUGUGCGUGAGCUUUGGCAGGGAGGUGAUCCACUACCGCGUGGUGCACGAGGAGCACACCCUCAGCAUCGACAGCCAGCAGCACUUCUCCAACCUCAUCGACAUGAUCGAGCACUACAUGAAGGAGCAGGGAGCCCUCUGCACCAAGCUGGUGAAACCCAAACUGAAACCGGGCAUGAAGUCAGCUGAGGAGGAGCUGGCCAAAGCUGGCUGGUUGCUGAACCUGCAGCACCUCACGCUCAGAGACCGCAUUGGGCAAGGCGAGUUCGGAGAUGUCCUGCAGGGCGAGUACAUGGGGCAGAAGGUGGCUGUGAAGAACAUCAAGUGUGACGUGACGGCCCAGGCCUUCCUCACUGAGACGGCUGCCAUGACGAAGGUCCGACACAGAAACCUGGUGUGCUUGCUUGGCGUGAUCCUGCACAACGGCCUCUACAUCGUCAUGGAGUUCAUGAGCAAGGGCAACCUGGUGAACUUCUUGCGCACACGGGGCCGGGCACUCGUCUCGACCCAGCAGCUCCUCCUGUUUGCUCUGGACGUGGCUCAGGGCAUGGACUACCUGGAAUCCAAGAAGCUGGUGCACAGGGACCUGGCCGCCCGCAACAUCCUCAUCUCUGAGGAGAACGUGGCCAAAGUGAGCGAUUUCGGCUUGGCCCGGGUCAACCCCAAGGGCGCAGACGCCACCUUGCUGCCCGUGAAGUGGACGGCCCCCGAGGCUCUGAAACACAACAAAUUCUCCUCCAAGUCAGACGUGUGGAGCUAUGGGAUCCUCCUGUGGGAAGCCUUCUCCUUUGGACGAGCGCCCUACCCCAAGCUGAGCCUGAAGGAGGUGACGGAGCUGCUGGAGCAGGGGUACCGCAUGGAGCCCCCCGAGGGCUGCCCACCCACCGUCUAUGCCCUGAUGAGGAGCUGCUGGGAGCUGGAGCCAGGCAAGCGGCCAUCCUUCAAGAAACUCACGGAGAAGCUGCAGAAGGAGCUGAAGCACCUGAGGAAUGUUUAACCCCCAGUCCACUCCCAGGACCUGUGGCCAGAAGUGCCCC